Molecule: messenger RNA, 726 nt
Organism: Cimex lectularius (bed bug)
Lineage: Eukaryota; Metazoa; Arthropoda; Insecta; Hemiptera; Cimicidae
Exons: 3
Coding region: 81-530 (149 amino acids)
Source: RefSeq, a predicted model, not a curated record
AAUUAUAGUGCUGACCUAAUCCCAAAAGGUUUCUUUGUGGUCACUACUUUGAUAACGGUUCAACUUGCAAACGGUGAAUUAUGGGUUCGUAUUUAAUAAUAGCAGUCUUGUUCGUUUUAAAAACGUCCAAUGCAGCGUUGGUGUUCGACUUCCUGGAGGACCUCAGUUGCCCACCGGGCGGUAACCACAUAAAUUCAACUUUGGUGCCGUACUAUAUCGACUACUUGACGGACGAUUAUCCGAUUGAUAUGCACAACCACAUGCUUUCUUCACUCCAGGAUUUUCUGUACAAGGAUUUUAAAUAUGUGACGCUUGCGGUCGACCAUAAACUCCAUCUGCCGUACGGGACCAAGGUGUGCAUCCCGGCGAUGAACCACCACUACCUCAAGUUCAUUAACUUUGAAAUUAGAGAUACGAGCGAAGAACUGGACUCUAGAGGCUACGAACAGUUUAAUGUUUUUGUCAGUUCUAAAAAAGACACUUAUGAUAAGGUGAUGAAUCGAGAUGUUGGUCUAUUUAUUUAUUUCUAGCAGAGUACUCCAAAGGUACAAAGUUCUGUAUUUUAAUUUUUAUUCACUUUAAAUAAUUUUUAUCUUCUUAUCCUCUUGCUUUAUGAGCAAUUACUUUGUACUAAUACUUAAUUAGGAAUUUCUUGUAAGAAUAUUUUAUGUAUCAGUAUUUCUUUAUAUAUAAUUUGCUCUAAAAUAAAUAAAUCAUAAGUGUAAA